This is a messenger RNA of Durusdinium trenchii, 1329 nucleotides long. The record is from the annotation of a GenBank genome assembly. NCBI's taxonomy places the organism in Eukaryota, Dinophyceae, Suessiales, Symbiodiniaceae.
CUCCUCACCUUGACCACCUCACCUUGCCCUCUCGGCCAUGUUCUGGCGAAUUCUGAUUGCUUGCGCUGUGAUCCUGUGGGUCUUUGCAGGAACGAUCUUCUACUACUUGAUCCAGAACGAAUCGACGGUGCAACUCUGUGCGGUGUGCCCCUCAAAGACGGAAACGGGAUGGACCUUUGGCCAAAGCUUUUACUAUUCGGUCCAGACGGGUCUGUCCAUCGGCUUCGGCCUUCUGUCCGAGAGCAAGGACUGGAGCCGCGCCUACUCCAUUUUCCAUAUCCUGAUGGGCUCUUCUGUGAUUGCAGGCUGUCUUUCCUGGUUUGCAUCGGCGACCUUGGAAAGACAUUCGUGCCAUUGCGACCAUUCUGAAAGGGAGUUGGCACGCUUUGCACAUGCAUGCCACGUGGACGGCUACGAUGGAUUCAGCUGGGUGAACCUGAGGGACCUGAUGGUCAAGUAUCCACAGUUCGCGGAAGAUUUUGUCUACAAGUUGGACAAGGAUCACCAGAAGGUGACAGAGUUCCAUGAGAAGUUUGAAAAAGCUGGUUUCUAUGAGAAGCAGAACAUGGCCAUCAAACUGAUCCAGCGCGCGCACAAUGAGUUGGGCUGCUUCAAGGACAAGAACGGUCAAAUCAGCAUCGAUGACAUCGUCAAGGUGCACGAGGAGAGUAGUAGCCUCGUGAAGAUCGCGCAGAUGAAGGUGGCCGAGAAUUUGAGUGCAAUUUUGACCUGGGCGGCCUGGUUCAUUUGGAUCGGUUUGGGCGCCAUCGUCGCUUCCACCUCCUGCGGAUGGAGCUGGAUCCGGGGCAUCUACUUUGCUGUGGCCGCCUGCAGUACGGCGGGCCUCGAGGCCAUUUGCUACGCUGGCGAGGAAUAUGUGGUGCUCUCGGGCCUCUACUGCCUGUUCGGGGUGCCGAUCUUCGGCCUGGCCUUGGGCCGAAUCGCUGGCGUCCUGGUGGACAAGCACAUGGCGAGAAAGAACCACCAGAAGCUCCAUGAGAGGAUUACAUCGUCAGAGAUGCAAUUCGCCAAGCACAUUCUGGGCCAUUCUCCGGACUCCAAGAUCGAUGCCUCCGAGUUCUUGCAGAUCCAAUUGCUACGCACCGGCGCAGUGGACAAAGAGACGCUGGAGCAGAUCAAAGACAAUUUCACCCAGUUAGCGGACGGCAAAGACUACAUCACGCGGGACAUGUGUAUGAAGGGCUACGAGCACCGGAUUCACAAACACCGGCCACAGAACAUUGAGACUUCGAUCUGAGGCACCUGCCCAGACAGGGCGGGAAUCGGUGUGUCCUAAGACCUGGAGUGCAAAGCAUCUGAAAAAGCCGC